Messenger RNA from Durusdinium trenchii, 3186 nucleotides. NCBI's taxonomy places the organism in Eukaryota, Dinophyceae, Suessiales, Symbiodiniaceae. The record is from the annotation of a GenBank genome assembly.
AUGGGGAAGCGGGUCUCGUCAGGGUCUGCAGGUGGCCGCGCAGGCAAGAAGCCUAAGGGCCAGCAGAAAGCAGACGUUGCUGAUGACCCCAAGUUCGCCCACGCCCGAAAGAUUUGCGACUGGCUUUUUGGUGGCCCUGACAGGUAUCUCAUGCAAAAAUACAAGAAGCAGGCUAGGGUCAAGAUCGAAUACAGUGUGGACAUGACCGCUGGGGCCAAGUACCUUCGCUUGUGGCAACUCUCUUUCAGGUCCGACUUCGGAUUGCCAGGUAUGUCAGACCCUUUCGACAUGUGCACACUCAUCGAACUUGUGCUGACGCAGGGGUUUCGCACCGACGCCAAUGCGGGCGCCGAGAAACUGAACGUGACGGUUCCUUCUAAAGCUUGGCUCGAAGGCCCCUACAAAGAGCUUCCUCCACUAGUGGAGGGUAUCCUGAGCCCAUUCUCCAUUGGGUUCAUCAAAGGGUGGCGUCGUGGACUUGCUGCUCUAAUCAUAUGCGAGGGUGUCAAAUCUUUGGGCAUUGAGCUGUCAGAACUCACAGAUUCCUUCAAGGCCUCGUUGCGAGUUGUUCAUGGUGCCGUUUCUGCCUAUAGCACUCCAAAAGAAGCAGUGUGGGCAUCUCGAGGCAUCACAAUGUCAUCCACACAGACGCGACGCCCACCGAACGCAAUGAACUUCAUUCGUCAGCUAGAGGUGCUUCAGAAGAGCGGGGAAAGCCAAGAGUGGCACAGUUCAACAUCGAUUGCGCGAGCCUUCCACAUCGGGGACAAGGAAGCGAAAGCAGUCGCAUAUUUACAAACGAGGAUUGGGAAAGCCAUGGUUGAGAAGCUACGAGCUGGCGUAAGGAAGCGAGGUAUGCGCCAAUGGCUUUCUCACGAUGUGAUUGCGGCUGAAAUGUUCAAUGAGGGAUGGAGCUCUGGGAAGACGGGCGCUUUGAUCCCAUGGCAAGCUGAGCUCACAAACCUCAGCGACAAUGCGCUGGUUGAGUGCUUUCUAGACCGGCUUGAGGGCGAUUGGGACCGUGCGAGCACAAAGAAAAGCUGGAUGUACCGAGAUGCAUGGAGCAUCCAUGCUGCGAGUGGCGGCUUCCUCGCCAUUAUCCAGCAGCUGCGUGAGUCCGUUCCACAGAAGGAUUACCAGGAGGCUUUGCCAAACCUUUGGAACCAGUUCAAGCUUGGAAUUUUGGACGGUGACAUUCUGACUUUCCUUGAGGGAGCAGUGCCGCCUGUGUCUUUGGAUCAAGUGCCCUUCGUCAGGAACAUGAUCACUGCAGUAGAACAGCGGAAACUUCGCGAAGCUCAGCAAACCGAGAGAGAGAUCCAAGACAAGAUCAACUCGGCAACAGUUGAGCAGAUUCGGAAGGGACAGGACUUCACGAAAGACUUUAUGGACUGGAAGUGCAAAUUUGUUUUCCCAAAGGCCACAGAGUCAGCGGGCCAAUCCUUUGCUGAGACAGCCAGCUUCAUUUCAAAGUGGGCUGCCAAAGAAUCGACAGGCAGAGUGCUAGUGCUUUGCAGUCUAGACCUAUGCGUUUGGCCAAGCAACUCCUCCUACGUUCAGAACUGCUUGAGCAGUUUUGCACAGAUCCUGGCCAUGGCACCUUUGCACGUAGGUCACUGCCAAGUACCUGUCAUGCAGAAGCAAACUACAACGGAGGCGUGGAUAAAGCAUAAACGUGCGCUUGAGGACUCCCUGAAAAAGUCACGCAUGGACGUGACACAACACGUCGCGCUGUCGUUCGACAAGAGUGGAAGUCAUGCCAACGAUCGCAGAAGCGUCCUUCAUCAGUGUCUCUUUGUCACUGCCUUGGACCGUGAGCAGAAUGCUUGGAGCUCUUGUGCAGCAGCCACCAAGGGUGUCAUUGGACCAUGCCCUCUUAUGCGCGUCUCAGACAUGGUUGGGUUUGAUCCUGAUAAUCGAUUCGGAGCAGCCAGCAGAACGGAACAGAAAGGGAUCCCUGCUCACAGUGAGAUCAUCUCUUCCUACCUUCGAGGGAUUGAAUGCCAAGAUGGAGACAUUGUGAUUUUCGUGGACUGCUUGCCGAAUCGGUACUGUGAAUUUGGACAAGCGAUUUUGGCACGACACCUUGACGAGUCCAAUCGGCGGCCACCGCUCUACUACCUGGGUUUCCUCCGUGAAGAGCAGAGGGACACCGCCGCAAUGAUUGAGGACAAAGUCUACAAGUACUGGGACUCGUCAGACAUGGCCCCUGGGAAGCAGCGCCCUUCUGAAUCGAUUGCAGAGCCGACGCUUGAGCUCUUGAGUUGGGUAAACAGUGCCCCGCGCUUUCCUGACUCUCUUCUCACGAAGUUUGGUGAGGGAACGGGCCCUCACAGUGAGAUCCACGCCAUGAAGAAGGAGCUUUUGCAAGAGUUCCCUCAAGCAGGAGGCGGAGACAAUAGGCCAACGUCAACUCGGCCUCAGACGGUGCGGGCCUCGGGUCGUCCCGACUAUUCCAUUGACGGCGGCGGGCGCCCUCUGGACACAUCCCGUGUGAUCCAAGCCGCGCACACAGCUGCAAGCGCUUUCGGGGUUGAGAGGAAGUGGUACUGCCCUGCUGCUCGGGGCAAGCCAGCUGUGGUGAUCGACUCCAACUUUGCGAUUCACCUUGGCAACGAGACGGACCAAGAGAUGUCCCUCACUGCGAUGGAAAUUUGCGGUUUCAACACUGGAACAUUUGAGCAAAAGAUUAUUGCAGGUCUGGGCGAAGCAGAACUUGAUGGCGUGUGCUUUCGAUUUUCCUCCGACCUUUGCUUGGUGUCCUACGAGAGGAAGCUCUAUGCAAUUGCAGACUUUUUGCACCACUGCAUGACAGUGCACGGAGUGGCGGAGAUUGAUUUUUCCAACCACCAGCUGAUUCAGAAGACCUAUCCCUUGGAGGAGGACUCAGCGGAAGCCGUUCCAGUACCGUACAGGUAUGGCAUGAGUCCUGCACGGAACGGUAUGUGCAAUGUCUUCAAGCCGAACAUGUUAAGCUCAAAUGACACUGUCAGGCAUGCAAUGAUUGGAGCCGGAUUCUGUGGACACAUGGACAAGCUGCCCCGUGGUGCUGAGUCUGCGCUUCAAGUGGUUUGGGAAGUGGACUUGCAAACAGGCUCAGGCAGCCCCAGAGUGGUUGGCCUCAAGCCGAAGAUCUAUUUGACGGGUUCAGUCACUCUCCCUCCCAACACGUGGACCAAGAUGUGA